This is a messenger RNA of Morus notabilis, 2785 nucleotides long. Its product is annotated as kinesin-like protein KIN-7N. Gene Ontology annotation, biological process: microtubule-based movement. Bases 75 to 2573 code for a protein of 832 amino acids. NCBI's taxonomy places the organism in Eukaryota, Viridiplantae, Streptophyta, Magnoliopsida, Rosales, Moraceae. Gene Ontology annotation, molecular function: microtubule motor activity; ATP binding; microtubule binding. The transcript is spliced from 18 exons. The record is from RefSeq and is a predicted model, not a curated record.
UCCGAAUAGCGAAGCCGAACCUCAGCAGUCGCAGAAAAGAUCAGUGGAGAGAGAGAAAGAGAGCGCAGUGGGCGAUGGAGAAGAUCUGCGUGGCAGUCCGAGUGAGACCUCCAGUCUCGGAGGAAUCUUCCACUGGAACCUUCUGGAAGGUCGACGACAACCGCAUUUCUCUCCACAGGUCUCAUGGAACCCCCAUCUCCGGCGUCUCUUACGCUUUCGAUCACGUAUUCGAUGAAAGUUGCUCAAAUGCUAUGGUCCAUGAGGUUCUCACCAAGGAUAUAAUUCACGCUGCUUUGGAGGGUAUUAAUGGCACCGCAUUUGCAUAUGGACAGACGAGCAGUGGCAAGACUUUCACCAUGAACGGUUCUGAAAGAGAUCCCGGAAUUAUUCAGCAGGCAGUCGAAGACAUAUUUGAAAGGAUUCAAAUGAUGUCAGAUCGAGAGUUUUUGAUUCGAGUCUCGUACAUGGAAAUUUACAACGAAGAAAUUAAUGAUCUUUUUGUAGUAGAGAACCAGAAACUGCAAAUUCAUGAGAGCUUGGAGCGUGGCAUAUUUGUUGCUGGCCUCAGAGAGGAAAUUGUCAAUAAUGCUGCGCAGGUGUUAAAGCUACUUGAAUCAGGAGAAGCUAAUAGGCACUUCGGUGAGACAAAUAUGAAUAUUCGAAGCAGUAGAUCGCACACAAUAUUUAGAAUGAUAAUUGAAAGCAAGGGGAAGGAUACCAAUUCUUCUGGCGACUGUUUAAGCUUUGAUACAAUUCGUGUCUCAGUCUUGAAUUUGGUCGAUUUAGCUGGGUCUGAACGGAUUGCCAAAACCGGAGCUGGUGGAGUACGUUUGAAGGAAGGAAAGCACAUUAACAAGAGCUUAAUGGCUUUGGGAAACGUGAUUAACAAACUAAGUGAUGGGGCAAAGAACAGAGGCCAUGUACCUUAUAGAGAUAGUAAACUGACCCGCAUACUUCAACCUGCCCUUGGUGGGAAUGCCAAAACUUCCAUUAUAUGCACUGUAGCACCGGAAGAGAUACACGUUGAGGAAACCAAGGGAACUCUCCAAUUUGCUAGCAGAGCCAAGCGCAUUGCCAACUGUAUUCAAGUUAAUGAGAUUUUGACAGAAGCAGCCUUGUUGAAGAGGCAAAAGCAAGAAAUAGAAGAGCUCCGUAAGAAGCUUCAGGGAUCUCAUUCUGAGGUGCUGGAGCAACAAAUCUUAAAAUUACGCAACGAUUUGCUCAAGUAUGAAUUAGAGCGUGAAAAGCUAGAAAUGGAACUAGAAGAGGAAAGAAAAUCUCACAAGGAAAGGGAGCUGCAGAUGAGUAAUGUUGCUACUUUUUCAGACGUUGACCGGAGCUCUAGUCAGGGUCAAGAUUCUGGAAGAUAUAAUGACAGUAACGGCAUAAGUCGAGGAGAUAGCUUUGCAACCCCUUGUUUCAAGGCCGCUUCCAAUGCCUUUGUUGCCAGACGAUCUAAUUAUUCUUCGUUGCCUCAUUGUAGUCCUCUUCCAGAUACUAUGAGUGCUGUAGCUGAUGAGGACACAUGGCUGAAAAUGAAUGGAGGCUACAUAGCUGACCUCGAUUCUCUUCAAAUCACUCCUGCACGGAAAGUUCAAUCUUUUCCUUCAAGUGAAGUAACUCCUGGUUGUUCAAACGAAAACUACAAAGAGGACGUUCAAAAUCUUAAGAGACAAUUAGAACUUGCCAUUUACGAGAGAGAUGAACUAAAGAGGAAGCACACGGAACAAAUAUUAUUGAAUAAUCAAUUGAUGAGCGAGUUAUCUGAACUUCAAGCAGAAGCACGGCUAAUUCAAGAAAUCCCUCGAAAGCUUUGUGAAUGUGCAGCAAAUUGCAAAGAUGUUUACAUUGACGUUUUAUCAAUGACACAGAGUUUUAUAUCCGACGGAAAAUCUUCCACCUCAAAAUUACUAUCAAGCAUGAGCGAAAUUGGUUGGAGCUUAUUCACAGCUCUGGAAACCCAUUUCUCAAUGGUACUGGAGAGUCCUUUUUCACGGAACGAUCAUCUAAUUCAAGAACAGCACAAAGUUCUCUGUGAGAGAAUGAAGACCACAAUCACAUCCUUGGUAUCAUCAGAAAGAGCAAGCCUUGAGGAUCACAAUGUGAUGAAUUCACUUUGCAGAUGUGAACACAAGGACUGCGCUCUGGAAGGAAGAACUACAUGUUGGAAGGAAUAUUUGAGCAAUGAACUCAACAUUGUCAAGGAAAGAUAUCAUGACCUGGAGAGAGAGUUGCACAUUAAUAACCUGCUUCUGGAGGAAUCUAAGCGAAGAUACAAUAAUUUGGAAACUGAGUAUCAACAUCUGAAAGAAGAAAGAGAUUCUUUGUGCAAAACAGCCUCCGAAUCGUCUCAGAAACUCGCACUUGUUACUGACCAGAAGGAAAAUGUUUUGAAGGGUCUGAACACUGAAUUCCAGAGAAGGAAAGAUCUUGAAGAGAAGAUCAAACAGUUCAGUGUUGCUUUUGCCCGUCGGAAGACAUCACUUGUGUCUUUUCACAGUGACUUUAAGUCGAAAAUUGAGAAACUGAGAGCUGAAAAUCCAGUUUCAGCACCCAAAUCCUUCGGGUGUUGAAGAUUUAUUACAAGAAGUCACUUGACUAGUUUCCUUGCCUAGGUUAUUAUUAUGCUUCACUUGUGAGCUCAUUCUAUCUCGGUUGUAUACUAGUCUUCUAAAUGUUCAUACUUUUCUUGUCGUUGUUUCAUACACUAAAUUGUUCCAGGACAAGCCCAGUACUCCGAACUUCUAUUUAUUUUCAUUAUAACUUGAUUCUUGAACAUUUCCGA